CCGGUUCGGUUUCUGACGUAUUCCCCCGCCGCCACUGAAUCGGAAGUUCUCGGCUGCAGUUGCGUGGAAAUGGGCACCGGUGGGCGGAGUGGGCUACGGCCCGGCAAGGGAAGCACAGAAGGCGUGGCCGCGGGCAAGGGGAGCGCGGAUGGGGUUGCAGCAACUCCUGCAGCUGCCUCGGCCUCCUGCCCGUACAGGUGCAUCGAAUGCAACCAAGAGGCCAGGGAGUUGUACCGAGACUAUAACCACGGAGUGCUGAAGAUAACCAUCUGCAAAUCCUGCCAGAAACCUGUAGACAAAUAUAUCGAGUAUGAUCCUGUUAUCAUCUUGAUUAAUGCUAUUUUAUGCAAAGCCCAGGCCUACAGACAUAUUCUUUUCAAUACUAAAAUAAAUAUGCAUGGAAAGCUCUGCAUAUUCUGUUUGCUUUGUGAGGCGUACCUGAGAUGGUGGCGGCUUCAAGAUUCGAACCAGAAUACUGACCCUAACGACUUCAUCAGAUAUGCCAAGGAAUGGGAUUUCUAUAGAAUGUUCGCGAUUGCCUCUCUAGAACAAACUGCCUUUUUUAUUGGCAUUUUUGCUUUCCUGUGGGUAGAACGACCGAUGACAGCGAAAACCAAACCCAACUUCACUUUGCUGCUGAAAGCGUUAUUACUGUCCAGCUAUGGAAAACUCUUGCUGAUUCCAGCCGUCAUCUGGGAGCACGACUACACACCCCUCUGCCUCCGGCUCAUUAAAGUGUUUGUCCUUACAUCAAAUUUUCAGGCCAUCAGAGUGACCCUGAAUAUCAACCGAAAGCUCUCCUUUCUGGCCAUCUUGAGUGGCUUACUGAUGGAAAGCACCAUGGUCUACUUCUUCCAAAGGAUGGAGUGGGAUGUGGGAAGUGAUUGUGCCAUCUAUAAACCCCAAGACUUUUGAAGAGUUGGAUUCUUUGUUAUCUGUGGCGUGAACAGCUGCAUCCAAAAAAGAGAAGACAUAAACUACAAACCAAGGUCCUCGAUGAAGCAAAGAUUUGGAUACACUUCCUAAAGAAAGCGAUGCUUGUGGCAUCGGAAACCCCCAAAACUAUCACGCUUCUGCCUCCCCCCCCCAUCUAAGAGACCACCAAACUACAUACCGAUACACACAGACAGAUGCAGAAACACAGACGCAGAGACACUGCCGUAGGGAGACUCAGACCCCUUCAGGUGGGCAUCGACCUAAAGGAGGAACGUGAACGCACGACUCGCACAUAAUAAAAGAUCUAUGUUUCAUUCCUUUGA
This is a messenger RNA of Mustela lutreola (European mink), 1259 nucleotides long. It is a transcript of the gene ARV1, whose product is annotated as ARV1 homolog, fatty acid homeostasis modulator. The record is from RefSeq and is a predicted model, not a curated record. The transcript has 6 exons. Bases 70 to 915 code for a protein of 281 amino acids. Gene Ontology annotation, cellular component: Golgi apparatus; cortical endoplasmic reticulum. NCBI's taxonomy places the organism in Eukaryota, Metazoa, Chordata, Mammalia, Carnivora, Mustelidae. Gene Ontology annotation, biological process: intracellular sterol transport; sterol metabolic process; sphingolipid metabolic process.